Molecule: messenger RNA, 1092 nt
Organism: Aphis gossypii (cotton aphid)
Lineage: Eukaryota; Metazoa; Arthropoda; Insecta; Hemiptera; Aphididae
Product: SCAN domain-containing protein 3-like
Exons: 2
Coding region: 1-1092 (363 amino acids)
Source: RefSeq, a predicted model, not a curated record
AUGACAAAUUUAAAUGUAACCGACAUAACUUCAUCUAUUGCUCUCAGUAAUAAUACUGUGUCCAGGCGAAUAGAUGAAAUGGCGUACGAUGUUGAAAUAAAACUGUGUGAUAUUUUAAGAAAUACAAAAUUUUCACUACAACUUGAUGAAUCCACUUUACGAGAUAACGAAGCCCUGUUACUUGCGUACGUGCGAUAUGUAAACAUCGACGAAAAAAUAACGGAAGAACUACUAUUUGCAAAAUCAUUAAUCACGGAUACUAAAGGAUUAACCAUAUUUAAUGUAGUAAAUAAUUUUUUUAUAGAAAAGGGUAUUCCUAUUACAAAUUGUAUAGCUUGUGCCACUGAUGGAGCGCCUGCAAUGAUUGGACGUCAACGUGGUUUUAUUGCUCAUUUAAAAAAUGCAGUCCCUGGGAUUUUAACAGUUCAUUGUGUCAUUCAUCGUCAGCAUUUAAUAGCUAAAAAUUUAAGUAAUGAAUUGUUUGAUACCAUGCGGUUUGUCAUAAAUGCUGUUAAUAAAAUCAAAGCUAAAUCAUUGAAUGACCGUUUGUUUCGACAAUUAUGCCACGAAAAUGAUGAAGACUUUGAACGCCUUAUUCUACACACCGAAGUUAGGUGGCUAUCAAAAGGAAAUUAUUCUGACUUAGAAAUAUACUGUGCACACCUUGAAUCCCUUAAAGAUGAUAUGAGUACUAGAUUUAAGGAUAUCAACGAUCUGAUUAUACCAGAAUGGGUAUUGAAUCCAUUUUUAGCAGAUAUACAAAAUGUCCAACCAUUAAUUCAAGAAGAACUACUCGAAGUGAAGCACAAUGAAGAAGCUAAAAUCGAUUUUAAACAUAAAGGAUACGAGUUGUUUUGGCUCAAACAAAAAACUAUGUACCCUCAAAUUUGGAAAGAAGUAGAAUUACUAAUUAUGGCUUUUCCGUCGACAUACCUGGUCGAAAAAGGCUUUAGUGCGGUUCAACAACUUUUGACCAAAUCAAGAAAUAAAUUAGAAAUAUGUGAAAGAGGAGAUUUAAGACUAAUGCUGACAUCUAUUGAGCCAGAUAUCAUUUCGUUAGCAGGAAAACAUCAACCUCAGGGCAGUCAUUAA